Phytophthora sojae is the source of this 873-nucleotide messenger RNA. RefSeq lists its product as hypothetical. The annotation marks the transcript as partial. The record is from RefSeq and is a predicted model, not a curated record. The transcript has a single exon. NCBI's taxonomy places the organism in Eukaryota, Oomycota, Peronosporomycetes, Peronosporales, Peronosporaceae.
AUGCGUCUAGCCCGAAAGCGGAAUUCUGUUUUAUCGGCUGCUGCGGAGCUAGCAGCUCAGGGCCCCUCGGGCACGGCACGCUCUAAGAACAGUCCAGUCCGAAUGACGGGAUACGAAGUCUUUGACGAGGAUGGCAAAGCUUUGCCGGAUCUGAUUCCUCGCUUGAGCUGUCCAACCAAGCGGGAAAUGGCGUCGAAUCGGCAUGCCUACCCGGCAGUAUUUUUUGGAGUGUCUCUCCCUGCCCCCAAGGCGAAAGAUGACUCCAGUCUCAGACCUGGUGAUAGCGGUGGGAUCAAGCGCGUGGGGCGAACGAUGAGCUGCUACGAAGAGCUGCGGUUCAAACGACCUGAAGACAGAGAAUUUUACCAGCAGCGUAUGUAUGGCACAACUUUCGUGCCUCAGCGUCUGCGUGGCUGGACAACGCUAAUUGUGCGCAGUGCACGCUUUGAGCGCAAAUCUACAGGCAUUCGCUUCAAUCAAGAUCGAGAUCGGGAUGAGUUUGCGGCUGCGCUAAGCAAGCGUUACACGUUUAACAGGUCGGUUCCGCGCUGCGAUAUCCCGCGUGAAAACUGGCAGAAGCUUAUGCGGAAUCAGCCUGGCACCGUGUACUUGCAUUAUUGCAAUCGCGAGGACGCUGAGCAAGCAUCGCUUUUGUUUCGUGAUGACCAAGGAAAUCCCUUGGAGCUCCGACUUGAAUACAAAGCAGGUGUUGUAAUAACACGCAGUUCUUCCCCAGCGACCAGAAUGGAGUCUCAGGGUUCGUAUCGGCGAUCAGGAUCUGCUGAGCAAUGCGCACCAGAGUCAUCUCCAGUCUCGUCGCAGGGCGGAAGUGCGCGUAGCACACCAUCUUGGCGACGAGAACGCCAGCGGACA